Messenger RNA from Cottoperca gobio, 4324 nucleotides. It is a transcript of the gene ripk2, whose product is annotated as receptor-interacting serine-threonine kinase 2. The coding region runs from base 388 to 2142 and encodes 584 amino acids. The record is from RefSeq and is a predicted model, not a curated record. Gene Ontology annotation, biological process: protein phosphorylation; innate immune response; regulation of apoptotic process. The transcript is spliced from 11 exons. Lineage: Eukaryota; Metazoa; Chordata; Actinopteri; Perciformes; Bovichtidae. Gene Ontology annotation, molecular function: ATP binding; JUN kinase kinase kinase activity.
GCAACAACAAACCCACCUGGCGGCGCUCUGCAGCUCGCUGUUGUUGUUCCUCUUUGACUCAGCCUGUGUGACAGCUGGUUAGAGGCAGCCUGGCAGCCUACCAUGAAUAAACGGGCAGGUGAAAGAGCCUACAUUUAAGUAUAGUCGUUGUGUGCUCGGCGUUUUUUGUCUGCAAACGGCUGAAACAGUUAUCGGUUGCUCUCUGUCAGCAGUCCUCCUCCGCUACAAUAGCUUAGCUUGCUAGCAGUCAGCGACAUUAUGACAUGCGUGUGAAUGGAAGAGCGCUUCCUCAUUGCAAUUACCAUAAAGGGGCAGUUCUGCUUUCAGUGGCUGACCUAGUGGAUGAUAAAUCCUCAGUGACUUCCCGUAAAAGGCUCACAAACUGCUAUGGAGCCAAACCCGGCUAUGGGCUGUGUGAACAUUGGCAGUCUGACCAGCACCUUGCCGGUGAUCCCCUACCAGAAGCUGACAGACCUGUACUACCUGAGCAGAGGGGGCUUCGGCACCGUGUUCAAGGCGCAGCACUCCGACUGGAGAACCACUGUGGCCAUCAAGUGCCUGAAACUCGACUGUCCCGUUGGAGAAAGAGAGAGGAACUGCCUGCUGAAGGAGGCAGAGGUGCUCCACAAAGCCAGGUUCAACUACAUCAUCCAGAUCUUUGGCAUCUGCAACGAGCCCGAGUUCUUCUGCAUAGUCACCGAGUUUAUGAGCAAUGGCUCUCUGGACCUGUUGCUCCAUGAGAAGGACAUGUACCCCGGGCUUGCCUGGCCUUUACGACUGAGGAUCCUGUAUGAGAUUGCCCUGGGGGUUAACUUCCUUCACAACAUGAACCCACCUCUCUUACAUCAUGACCUGAAGACACAGAACAUACUGUUGGAUGGAGAAUUUCAUGUUAAGAUCGCAGACUUCGGCCUUUCAAAGUGGCGCCAGCUGUCCGUCAGUAAAGGCUCGGGGUCCAAGUCCACUGAGAUGGGGGGCACGGUGAUCUACAUGCCCCCCGAGAAGUACGAACCAUCCAAGAGCCGUCGGGCCGAUGUGAAACACGACAUGUACAGCUAUGCCAUCAUUAUGUGGGAAGUGCUGUCCAGGCAUAUUCCAUUUGAAGAGGUGACCAACCCCAUGCAGAUCAUGUUCAGUGUGCUCCGUGGGAUGCGUCCUGACACGGGUCUGGAGAGCCUGCCUGCUGACAUCCCCAGCAGAGAGACCCUCAUCAGUUUAAUGACCUGCGGCUGGACCACCAACCCUGAUGAACGACCUUCCUUCCUCAAGUGUGUGAUUGAGCUGGAGCCCAUGGUGAGGAAGUUUGACGAAAUAGAUUUCCUGGAGGCUGUGUUGGAGAUUAAGAGGUCAAAGCUGAGGCGGGGGUCAGGCUGUUGUUCAGCCCAGUCAGUGAGUGAGAAGAAGAGUGACGAGGGGUCCCUGAACAUACUGAAGGACAGGCCCAGCCCCUGGCCGGAGAGCCUCACCUCCACCUCAGGCUCGGGCUCUUGCUCCUCUCAGGACACAGACAUAUCUCUACCAUGCCCCCUCACCAGCAGCAAUGCUGCACCUUCUAGAGAGGGGCUUCCGUCGUCAUUUGAAGCUCAUACUCUGGAGCCUGAGUAUUUGAAGGACGACUGCACAGACAACAAUCUGAACAGCUACCAGAGUGCCAGGCCCAUGAAUUAUAUGAACAUACCCGUCAAACCAGGCCCGCCCAUCACUGAGUAUGAGACACAGCUGGAUAACCUCACCCUCAAUCCUCAGCCUCAGCAACAAGGAGAUUACUCUCCUCCGUUGCGGCACUCCUCCCCCUCAGAAGGCCCAAUCGCCCGGUGGAUCGAGUCCCGGCGUGAGGAGAUCGUCUGCCAGAUGACGCAGGCCUGUCUGAACCAGAGCUUGGAUGCCCUGCUGGCCCAAAAAAUGCUGAUGCGGGAGGAUUACGAGCUGGUGGUGACCCAGACCACGCGCACCGCUAAGGUCCGCCAGCUCCUGGACAACUGCCACCGGCACAACGAAGACUUCUGCCGCAUCGUCGUCCGCAAGCUGCGUGACAACAAGCAAAUGGGCCUGCAGCCGUACCCGCCUGAAAUCGGGUCUCCUACUCUCUACCCCAGCGCACCGCCCCUCUCCACAUCCUACAACAUCCCCAGGAACAUGUAGCAGCCGUCACAGCCAAACAAUGGAAACUAUCCAGAUUACAGUCUGUGCAAACUUUACACUACACUUAACUCUUACUGGGUCCGCUGUCGUCAAAGAUGGUCACCAUGGUUCCCGUCAAAGACGCUGAGGGCUGGGCGAGCAAAAAGAGCCGCAGGUACUAAACUAAGUUUCCUGGCUUUGAAGAAUAUUCACGAGAGACGGAAGGUUAUCUUCCGUACAAUCAGAAUCAAAAGAUUUAGUCAGAAUCAGUGAUUUUAAUUUAACAAUGUCAUGGAUUUAAACAGGUGAUUUAUUUAUUGUGUGUGUGUGUGUGUGUGUGUGUGUGUGUGUGUGUGAGAGAGAGUGUGAGUGUGUGUGUGUGUUCAUUUGAUCUGAGUGACAGGAAGACUGUUAACAUGCUGGAAAACGAACUGAAAGCAAUCAUAAAGUAACAUGAUGUUUAACACCUGAGUGAAGUGAGUGAGUAUUUUGCCCUCACUGUGUCUUUGUAUUGAAGAAAGCUACAUUAAAUAUGUGUAAAAUGCAGUCAAGUGUUGUGCUACACGACUUCAGAGCUAAUGGUAACUAACUCUGGAGUUCUUGAACGUUAACGGCUUCACGUAACUGAAGUGUUGGACUGAACUUGGUAGACUGUGACUGUAUGGAAAGUGUUUCUCCCAACAUGGGCUCUUUCUCUUCCCUUUUUAUUUGAAAUGAGCACUGAGCGAAAGAGAGUCGUUAAGUUAAGCGUAUUGUAAUAUAACACUCAGAAUGAGAGGGAUGCGUGUGUGUCUGCAUGUCUGGAUAAAAAGUGGACCAAAGUGAUCUGAUUUCUUUUGGCCUUCUCAGUCGUGGCCUCACCUCUCAGUAUUCUGAAUAAUGUAGACACGUGUGACUCCUCUAGAUUCUUCCAGAGUUAGUUGAUCUAUGUGCUGAGCUGCUCCGCAGAAGAGCUGCAACACAUGAACAGAGAAGAUCAAACCCGCUUCGUUCACCAGCUUUAGUGCAGUCUGAGCAGUCACCACUGUCUCCUGUAGCCGCGCUUCCUAAUCCGCUCAAUACAACAGUAAUGUUUUCAAAGACGGUUGCCCCCGUUUGUCUGUAUAAGUAAUACUGAGUAAUACACUUUUGUUGUUGCUUCAUUCACUACGUAUAAUUCUUUGUGCCAAAAUACACCGGAGUUAAGAAAGCCAUUAUUUCUGUUUCCAUGACACAGUUGUUACUUCCUCAUAGCCAUGUUUGCAUAUGUGUGUGUGUGUAACAGGACCGAGCAUUUUCAUUAUCAAUAUUGCCGAUUUAUAAUCGUUUGGUCUAUAAAAAGGUUGAACAUGCAGUUUACUGUUUCCCAGAGCCCACGGUGGCAUCUCUAAAUGAUGUCCAAAAGCCAAAGUCGUUUAUUUAGUUUACUGUCAUUGAAGACUUUAGGAAGCUGGGACCAGAGAAUUGUUGGUAUUUUUGCUAAUAAUUAUUAUUAAUUCAUUUCUAUAUUAUUAAAGUAAUUGCAGAUUAAUUUCCUGUUUGAAGAAUCCAUUUAUCAUCUGAUUGUUGUUCAGCUAUGUGUGUGUCGUGUGCAUCUCAUUAAGCCUCUUCAUCACUGCCUUCACUUCCCUCAGAACGGGUGCUUAACUUGCAGUAUUGUAUCUGUGUCAUUACUCUCUGUAACUCCACAAAUGAACCUUUGUUUGUCAAAAUGAGUUCCAAACUAGUAAAUUGCAGUUGAAUAAAGACAGCAGGUUCUUUUUGAGACUCAUUUAAUACACAACAGGAAGGUCGAGCAAAGUCGAUACGUUUCCAAAACGUAGGACUUGUUUCCUUGUCUUUGUUAAAUGUGCCUCAUAUUGUGCUUAAACUAUAACUAUAAAACUAUAGCAACGUGCACAAACCUUUUACACGCACAUCAAGAAAAACGUGUAAAAAUGCUACACAUUUGAUAGCUUCAAUAUGUUGUCACAUAUUUUUUUACUGUAGAUGAUUUUCAUCUUUUUUAUAUAUAUAAUAUAUAUAUUUCCAUUUGUGGUCUCUUGUUAAAAGCUCAUUGUUUUUGUUAAGUGAUGAUUCGAUAUUCCUCAUUCAGUGCCCAUCUCAUUAUCAGUGUCGACAAUAAUAACGCUCAGUUGAUGUUUAACCCUGGUUUCAACAGAAACUAGAAUUUUCCCUAUAUUGUAUCACACGCUUCAUUAAAUGAUUCUCUGUUUGUACUGCC